This is a messenger RNA of Aspergillus ibericus CBS 121593, 1329 nucleotides long. RefSeq names its product DUF3712 domain-containing protein. The record is from RefSeq and is a predicted model, not a curated record. The transcript has 4 exons. Gene Ontology annotation, cellular component: fungal-type vacuole membrane. The coding region runs from base 1 to 1329 and encodes 442 amino acids. Lineage: Eukaryota; Fungi; Ascomycota; Eurotiomycetes; Eurotiales; Aspergillaceae.
AUGGACGAGAAAACCUCCUAUCUCAGCUCCAAAGAGGCCAAGUAUGCCCUAGGUGUGCAUCGAGGGCCUCUGCCCACCGAGGGCUACGCCAUUGAGCAUAUCGAGACGGCCAAUUCCAUCUCGUUGGAGCCGGUGAAGCGCACGCGAUCACAGAAAUUGCGUCGCCAUUGGGCGCGGUUCUGGUGUUGUUAUGCGUUCUGGGGGAUUAUCGGGCUGGCUAUCUUUCUUCCCAUCUUUUUCCUGGUGAUUAUCCCCGCCAUCGCCCAACGAGUCGUGGACGGGUCGACUCUCCUCCUCGUGCACGCCGACGUGCUCCAGCCCCGCCCUGAUUCUAUCAUGCUCAGCAUCAAAUCGGCCCUGGAUCUGCCCAUUAACCUCCCCGUACGCAUCGACCCUAUCACCCUAAGUCUCUUCAACCGUGACCUCCCCGAGAACAACACCUGGGCGAAGCUGUACAUGGACGGGGCCAAGAUCAAAGGCAACUCGACGCUCCAGGUGGACAACCAGUACACUCCGCUGAAUGUGUACCAAUGGACGCAAUAUGUCCGGGGCACGGUAUUUGAAGCACACGCCCCGUUGUCGGUGAAGGGAUCCACGACGGCGUAUAUCGGGAAGUUGAAGUCACGGGUCACUCUGAACAAGGACAUUCACCAGAACACCCUCAACUCCUUCGCCGGCUUCUCCAUCUCCAACCCAAAACUUCUCCUCCCUGCCGAAUCCGAUGGAACUAAUCUCGUCGCCAACGCCACCCUUCCUAACCCAUCGGUCAUGACUCUUGAAAUCGGCACCACCACCCUCAACCUCCUCAGCGGCAACCUCAUCCUCGGCAACGUCACCCUCGACAACCUAACCCUCACACCCGGGAACCACUCCACCCCCGUCCGAGGCAUCUUCGAUCUCGGCAAACUGAUCGAAAACCUCGGCCCUAUCCUCAAAGAUCAAGCCGAGUCCCUGAAAGACGGGUAUCUAAGUCUCACGACCGUCGGGACGGACGUGACCUACGAAGGCGUUCACGUACCCUACUACACGGAAGUCAUGAAGAAUCUGACCAUGACGGCCAAGGUGCCUUUGGGACAAUUGGUCAUGAAUACCCUGCGGGGGAUCUUGCAUCCGAAUGGCACGAAUCCGUUCAAGGGGUUGAAUAUGACGACGGUGGAUGGGGGGACGUUUACGGUGGGGGAGGAUGAGGGGGAGAGUGAUAGUGAAGCAAGUGGGGGGUUGUUGGGGAGACGGGCGGUGGAGAUGUUGGGGGAUGAGGAGAGGAGGGGGGAGGUGGUGGAUGUUUUGAGGGCGUUAGUGAGGAGAGGAGGACUGGGGGAUAAAAUAUGA